This is a messenger RNA of Eleginops maclovinus (Patagonian blennie), 3661 nucleotides long. RefSeq lists its product as uncharacterized. The coding region runs from base 344 to 3085 and encodes 913 amino acids. Lineage: Eukaryota; Metazoa; Chordata; Actinopteri; Perciformes; Eleginopidae. The record is from RefSeq and is a predicted model, not a curated record. The transcript is spliced from 9 exons.
AAUUUCAAAGCGCUUUUUUUUCAUCAGCUACCUUGCUGGCUGCUUUCACUACUCAUCAAGAUCAAGAAAACCGACUUUUAAAUCAACAUGGAAUUUUGUUUGGAACGAAAGUUCUCUGUCAAUGAACUUAAAUACAAAAUGCGUCUGACACAAAUCAUAGACAAGUAUUCGAAUAUGGGAGACCAGGAUGCGAUGGAGGAGGUGGAACUCGACAAUUCAAAAAGCAGUACACAGCGUUGGUGACUUUUGUUACGCCAAAAGCAGUUGACAUAAGCUACAUUUUACAGGUCGAUGCUACAUCAACUGGUCAAAAAUACAGCUCAACAAGCUGGAAUCAAAGAGCAUGGCAGAUUUGAGAGAGGAGCCAGAACGCUCCAAGGACAUUACAGGAAACACUCAGUUAGACUCCACAAAUCAAGAUUGCAGGGCUGAUGACUGUGCUGCCUUCAGUUCCAUUUCACUAUUGUCUUUGGAAGAUGAUGGAGUGGUUAGCAAUGAAACGACUCACCUGACUGCGAUCUCAUUGGAUGAGAUUCAGAGAAACAUGACUCUGACAGAGUUCCAGCCUGAGGACCAAGAUGAGGAGCUGGAAAUGACCCUGAAGACUCAUGGCAGUUCUUUGAUGGAGCUGUACCCCGGCAUGAUCAGCCGAUUAGGGGAGGCCUGCCGUCGACAGAAGGUCUCUGAGGCCGCUAUCUCUGUGCUGAGGAGGUACCGCAGAUGGCGUCAGCAGUCAAACCGAAGCAAUCUAAACAAAACCUUCAAUGUCACGCUGAAACACACCAACAGAAAACCUAAAAACAUGACCAACCAGACACUGCUCGAGGAUAACAGUCCUGUGAAGAGGCAGUUAAUGGUUACUAAAACUACCCCUCAGCCUCCCUUGCAGAUGGUUAACAAAAUUCAGGAUUGGCAAGCCCAGCUGCAGUCUCCUGAGAAGGUGACAAAAGAGCCGAACAUUGUCGUGAUGGACUUUGAUUGCUUUGAGACUUCAGUGCAAACAGCGACCUCGCUGAACGAGACCUUCAUUGUGUCUGAAGCAUCCCAGCUGGAGAAACAACCUUCCACUUACACGCACAGUGCUUCAAGUCCUAUAUCCUGCUAUCCUGCUGCAAGAAAAUCCCUGGACACAUCUCUCAGGUCUUAUAGGCAUUCUCUUUCAGACACCCCCUCCGUCAAAGAGAGAGUGGACAUCUACGGCUCUCCUGUCAGGAAGAAUUCCUCCACUUACACGUUCAGUCCUUCACGACCUUGCUAUCCUGCAGCAAGAUCAUCCCUGGACACAUCUCUCAGGUCUAGAAGGCAUUCUCUUUCUGCAAACCUGCCGCAGACUAAUGACUGCUCUGUGUAUGCACCGGACACCUCCCCUGUAAAAGAGAGACUGGACGUCUACAGCUCUCCUGUCAGGAAGAGUUCCUCCACUUACACGUUCAGUCCUUCACGACCUUGCUAUCCUGCUGCAAGAUCAUCCCUGGACACAUCUCUCAGGUCUAGAAGGCAUUCUCUUUCUGCAAACCUGCCGCAGACUAAUGACUGCUCUGUGUAUGCACCGGACACCUCCCCUGUAAAAGAGAGACUGGACGUCUACAGCUCUCCUGUCAGGAAGAGUUCCUCCACUUACACGUUCAGUCCUUCACGACCUUGCUAUCCUGCAGCAAGAUCAUCCCUGGACACAUCUCUCAGGUCUAGAAGGCAUUCUCUUUCUGCAAACCUGCCGCAGACUAAUGACUGCUCUGUGUAUGCACCGGACACCUCCCCUAUAAAAGAGAGACUGGACGUCUACAGCUCUCCUGUCAGGAAGAGUUCCUCCACUUACACGUUCAGUCCUUCACGACCUUGCUAUCCCGCUGCAAGAUCAUCCCUUGACACAUCUCUCAGGUCUAGAAGGCAUUCUCUUUCUGCAAACCUGCUGCAGACUAAUGACUGCUCUUCGUAUGCACCGGACACCUCCCCUAUAAAAGAGAGACUGGACGUCUACAGCUCUCCUGUCAGGAAGAGUUCCUCCACUUACACAUUCAGUCCUUCACGACCUUGCUAUCCCGCUGCAAGAUCAUCCCUGGACACAUCUCUUAGGUCUAGAAGGCAUUCUCUUUCUGCAAACCUGCUGCAGACUAAUGACUGCUCUUCGUAUGCACCGGACACCUCCCCUAUAAAAGAGAGACUGGACGUCUACAGCUCUCCUGUCAGGAAGAGUUCCUCCACUUACACGUUCAGUCCUUCACGACCUUGCUAUCCCGCUGCAAGAUCAUCCCUGGACACAUCUCUCAGGUCUAGAAGGCAUUCUCUUUCUGCAAACCUGCUGCAGACUAAUGACUGCUCUUCGUAUGCACCGGACACCUCCCCUAUAAAAGAGAGACUGGACGUCUACAGCUCUCCUGUCAGGAAGAGUUCCUUACAGGCCACUAUGGUGACUGGCCUCAGGUCACCACAUGUCUUUUCCAGAAGCCCCAGAAGAACCUCUGUGGAAAGCUUUUCCAGUGAGCCUAUAAGGCCCAGAUUAAUGUCCACCCCGCCAAAAAAGCCAACUGUGCCACUGAGGAUGCUUCACUCUCAAGACCUCCAUCUUUCCCCCCACCAGCAGCUGCGUUCGCCUCAGUUAGCCUCAGCACCAGAGAGUCGCAACAGGAUCUGGCCACGCCUUUUCCGCGACUCGACACUCACUCCCCAAAAAGAGUUUGAUGAGGACUUUCUAAAGGCCUAUCACAAGUUUGUCUGCCAGAACACGUCCUCUUUGAUGAGUGGGAUUUCCUGCUACCUCUGUGCGGGAAGCGCUGAGGCCAGAAAAGGCUCAUCUUCCUCGGCUCUGGCAGCUCUCGCCCUGUCGCCGCACCGCUCACUCCUGAGGAAACGCAACAGGGAAUUGAAUUUGGACCACCAGCCCCAGUCGAAACGCUUAAGGGAGGAGUACUGCCAGUCCUCCCCUGGGUCCCAACGGCACAGGAAAGAGCUUCUGAGGCGCCGUCUCUCUACGUAUGAUAUGAGCAGUCCCAUGACGGCGUCUCCUAUAGCUCUACUAAACCCAGCAUGUUUCAAAGAAUCACUACCUAACUGCUCUCCGCAAAAGCACAUCAGGAUGCCUGAAUGAGUCCGUGCCGCCAUUUGUCUGCAGCAGAUUUUUCUGUCAUGGAAUAAAGUGCUGAAGGGAUUACUGCGGCCUGCCAUCUGAACAAGGAAAACCCAUUUUGUCUUGUAACAAUUGUCAGCGGGAAAGUAUUGGGCAGACAGUUGCUGAUAAAUAUUGGUGAAAAGAAAACAAGUGGUCACUAAAGCUUGAAGCAUCUUUCGGUCAGCUGGAACGGUGCAAGUCCAGGAUAUUGAAUCAGUAAGAUGCAUCUAUUGCAUUUAAUAUUUGAAGCCAUCAUCUUUGCUUAUGUUUCAUACAAAAACUGUCAAAGCUAUUCUUAUUAUUGUGAUUAUUACUCUUAGAUGAAAUGUUUUGCAUUUUGUGCAUUUUAAUCUAAAUUAAUGCAUUGUUUUUUAAUUCUGUUUUUACAAUAAAGAUUCUUUGAUUUGCAGUUAUGUUUAUUAAACUUUUCCAUUAUAUUCAUGCAAGUUAACACAAAAAUAUCAAACAGUCAGCCUGAAAAAGAAAAGAGCAUAAUGGUUAAUUUAUGCAAAGGGGAAAAGUGAAAUGUAAAAUAAAGACAAGUUUUCUAUUUUG